Molecule: messenger RNA, 3598 nt
Organism: Syngnathoides biaculeatus (alligator pipefish)
Lineage: Eukaryota; Metazoa; Chordata; Actinopteri; Syngnathiformes; Syngnathidae
Gene: klhl31
Product: kelch-like family member 31
Exons: 3
Coding region: 125-2035 (636 amino acids)
Cellular component (GO): cytoplasm; nucleus
Molecular function (GO): protein binding
Source: RefSeq, a predicted model, not a curated record
AGGAUUUCUCUUUCUGCUUGUGUGACCGCUGGUCUCUCUCUCCUGCUCCAGUAAGUGGAGGCACAAGUUCCUUUUUCCCAGCACUUCAUUCUUCAGGUCUGGGUUGUGCUCUGCUGCCUCAGCCAUGGCCCCCAAAAAGAACAAGACGGCCAAGAAAAAUAAAGGAGACAUAAAUGAGAUGACAAUCAUGGUUGAGGACAGCCCUGUCAACAAGAUCAACGGGCUGAACACACUGUUGGAGGGAGGAAAUGGCUUCAGCUGUAUUUCAACUGAGGUUACAGAUUCUGUGUAUGCCCCCAACCUUCUAGAGGAACUGAGCGUUAUGCGGCAUGACACUUUUCUCUGCGAUCUAACAGUUGCUACAAAGUCAAAGUCUUUUGAUGUCCACAAGGUCAUCAUGGCCUCUUGCAGCGAAUACGUUCGUAACAUCCUGAAAAAGGAUUCUAAACUACAGAAGAUUGAACUGAAUGACCUCUCCCCUGUGGGCCUUGCCACAAGCAUCACAUACGCGUACUCUGGAAAGCUCACUUUGUCGCUCUACAGUAUUGGCAGCACCAUCGCAGCAGCGAGGCUCCUGCAGAUCGGCACCCUUGUGAAGAUGUGCAGUGACUUCCUCAUCCAGGAACUCAGUGUUGAGAAUUGCAUGUAUGUGGUCAACAUUGCAGAUGCCUACAAUCUUAAAGAAACCAAAGAGGCGGCGCAGAAGUACAUGCGGGAGAACUUCAUGGAGUUCUCCGAGAUGGACCAAUUCCUGAAGCUUACCUACGACCAGAUCAGCGACUUUCUUUCGGAUGAUUCUCUUCAGCUUCCCUCCGAGGUCACAGCCUUCCAGAUUGCCAUGAAAUGGUUGGACUUUGAUGAGAAGAGGUUGAAGUAUGCCUCAGAUCUCCUCACUCAUAUCCGUUUCGGCACAAUCUCUGCCCAAGACCUGGUUAACCAUAUCCAGAGUGUGCCGAGAAUGAUGGUAGACCAUGAGUGCCACCGUCUCCUCGUUGAUGCCAUGAACUAUCACCUCCUGCCAUACCAACAGAAUAUCCUUCAGUCUCGUAGAACAAAAGUGCGUGGUGGCCUCAAGGUGAUACUCACGGUCGGAGGACGGCCCGCCUUGACAGAGAAAUCUCUCAGCAAGGACGUCCUCUACAGAGACAUCGACAAUGUGUGGAAUCGGUUGACAGAAAUGCCAGCAAAGAGCUUUAAUCAGUGUGUGGCAAUGUUGGAUGGCUUCUUGUAUGUGGCGGGAGGCGAGGACCAGAAUGAUGCAAGGAACCAGGCCAAACAUGCCGUCAGCAACUUCUGCAGGUAUGAUCCCCGCUUCAACACCUGGAUUCAUCUGAACAACAUGAUCCAAAAACGAACGCACUUCAGUCUCAGCACCUUCAAUGGUCUUUUGUUUGCCAUUGGCGGGCGCAACGCUGACGGUGUUCAGGCAUCAAUGGAGUGCUACGUGCCGUCUUCCAACCAGUGGCAGAUGAAGGCAUCCAUGGAUGUGCCCCGCUGCUGUCACGCCAGCUCAGUCAUUGAAGGAAAGAUCCUCGUUUCUGGAGGUUACAUCAACAACGCCUACUCCAGAGCCGUGUGCUCCUAUGACCCAUCCACCGACUGCUGGCAGGAUAAGAGCAGCCUGAGCUCACCUCGUGGUUGGCACUGCGCCGCCACAGUGGGAGAUCGCGCCUACGCCAUCGGUGGUAGUCAGCUGGGAGGUCGUGGGGAGAGGGUGGAUGUCCUGGCUGUAGAGUGCUACAGCCCUCACAGCGGGCAGUGGAGCUACUGCGCUCCUCUUCACACAGGCGUGAGCACAGCUGGCAUUGCCGUUUUGAACAACAAGCUGUACCUCCUAGGGGGCUGGAAUGAGGGUGAGAAGAAGUACAAGAAGUGCAUUCAGGUGUACAAUGCUGACCUCAAUGAAUGGACUGAGGACGACGAGUUGCCAGAAGCUACAGUUGGCAUUUCAUGCUGCGUAGUUACCAUACCCAAUCGAAAAACAUCACGAGAAUCUAGAGCCAGUUCAGUUUCAUCUGCACCAGUCAGUAUAUAGGCAACAAGAUCCUAAUGAUAAUGUAGUUUAUAUGCUUCCAGGCCUCGGGUUGUCUGUCACGGAUGCCUUGGAUCAAAAACUUCCUGUGGUGAGGACAAGAAUGUUUUUUUUUUUUAAUACGAUCUUUAUCUUUAAUAAAAGAGCAAAUACAGUCCAAAUUGAACCAUGUGAAAUUACAGUUUGGCAGCUGGAUACGUACAUUUGGGAUUAGGCAGACAUUUCUCCAUGGGGCCAAUUCAGAAGAUAGCAUUUAAUUUGCCCUAAUUCUAUUGCUUAUGUCUUUAAAUCUUAAAUUAAAGGGACAGUGUAAAGACAUUAUCAUGACAUAUUGUACAGGCAUUCACAACACCUACUGUGUGUAUGGAAAGUAUUAAGACCCCCUAAAUUUUUUCAGUUAUAUCGCAUCCAUUUGCAAAAAAAAAAAAAAAGGGUCUUGCAAUGAGGAGAGCCUUCCGUCGGGCCAGACAUAAAGCCCGAUUGGUCGAGGCCUGCAGUGAUGGUUGACUUUCUAGAAGUUUCUCCCAUCUUCCAAAUGCACCUGUGGAGCUCAGCCACAGUGAUCUUUGGAUUCUUCUUUACCUCAUGGCUCCUCUUCUCUGAUUGUUCAGUUUAGCUGGACAGCCAGCUCUGUGAAGGGUUCUGGUCAUCCCAAACAUUUGAGAAUUAUGAAGGCCACUGUGAUAUUAGAAACGUCAAGUGCAGAGGAAUUUUUAUUUUUUUGUUAUUUAACCUGAGUCGGAUCUGUGCGUUGCCACAGUUCUGUCUCUGAGCUCUUCAGGAAGUUCCUUUGACCUCAUGAUUUUCCUUCUUCUCUGACAUGCACUGUGAGCUGUAAGGUCUUACAUAGGUGUGUAGAUUUCCUAGUUUAUUCAGUGCAAUCACAGAUAAUGGGACACAAACGAAGAUCUGGAUCCAUCUCAAGGAUGAAGAAGUGGACAGUACCCAAGUCAAAUACGAGUGUCACAGCAAAGGCUCUGAAUACUUACGGGGGUGUGACGUUUCAGUUUCUCUUUUCAUAAAUGUGCAGAAAUUUUGUUCUUUUUCUGUCAAAAUGGGAUGCUGUGUAUACAUUAAUGAGGGAAAAAUGAAAUGAAAUUAUUUGAGCAAAUCGCUGCGAUAUAACAAAGACCUAAAAAAAUGUAAUGGGGUCUGAGUACUUUCCGUACACAGUGUAUAUUUAUUUCAAAGGAUAGUUUAUGGAGAGUUGGAGCGACUGUGAUUCUCAGAUACUUGAAGAGUAUAAGUGGUUGGAAUUAAUGUUGGAAUAACACCUACCAGGAGUAAAUGUUUAGGAUGAGUGUUUUUAACAGACUUCAGGGUGAUCUCAGUAUUCAUUGGUCAUUUUGUGUGUUUGUCAUAAACACUGAGAGUGGGGGCGAGGGGGUCAUUCUGCUGGAAAAUGAUGCAAGGACGACCUUUGAAUGUGUUCCGAAAAUUGUCUUGUAAAAAAAAAAAAAACAAAGAAGAGGAACAAGAAGAAAUCGUAAUUUAAGAAAUAUGUUUCUGCCUGAGCUUUCUUGGGAGUUUAAAUAUUACCCUUGUUGCUCAUGAUUUUUUUUUCAA